CUGGGGUUUGCAGGGUGCAGCGCAGUAUUUGCACUGAUCAUAGCCUUGCACUCGUCUAGAUUGAGAUCGAUCCUCCAGUUUAAUCUUCACAGCAUUAAAGUGCCUCUGUCACCAGUGGAACAAACCUUCCGUUUUUCUUCUUUCAGACUUUGGUAUUUUUCCUUCUUUUCCAUGUCUACUAUCACGAUGUCGGGUAGUUUCGCCUGUCUGUGUAUCCCACUCAAACCCAAACGCGCAACAUAUUGGGCCACUUUGUAACUCGGGUAUUAAGUGUCCGUGCCGUCUGUUAGGCAGCGGAUUGGACAAAAGGCACGUCCAUCAUUAUGUUACCUCCCCUCGAAUAAAAGAAGGCGGCGUAGCCGCCGCGCGUCGUUUGACUAAACUUUGCAACAUGGCGACGGGCUGUGUCGACAGAGUGGAAACUAUGGAAAAAACUCCACGGCCCGGCUUCAGCGACGACAAAUACUCUUUCCUCGUCGUUGUCGGGGAGCACGGCGCCGCUGGCUUUGCGGAUUACCUGGUGUCGGAGAUUGAACGAGGCAUCCGCUCCUGGGACGUGGACCUGUCGUCCUGCAAUCUGGACGAGCAGCUCAAACUAUUUGUCUCCAGACACUCCGCCUUCUUCUCGGAGGAGCUCACAGGCCAGAAAACACUGCAGCACAGUGGUGAUGUUUUGGAGACCCAGGUCGUGGUAAACCCAUCCCAUGGUUUGGUUUGUUCAGAGGUCCGUCGACUUAUUUCUGAUGCAUCUCGACACAAACUGCUGAUCCUGGCCGGGCAGUGUGUGGAGGAAUCUGGUGAACUAGUGCUGCAGAGCAGAUGCUUCUCACUAAACGACUUCAUCCAGAUAUUUGCUGAUGAAGAGAUUGGUGAGCUGCUAAGCUCCACAGAUCCUACCAGAAAAGCCAGCCUCUCCCUCUGUUGCCCCAUGUCUGGAAUGUGGAAGAAUUCUCAGCUGGACAAAAACAACCUGCAAGACUUCAUCGAAAUCAAGACCAAUCCCCCAUCAGUGCUACCAGAGAUGGAAGGCUUGCAAGAGUUCACAGAGUAUCUCUCAGAAUCCCUUGAACCUCGGUCACCUUUUGAACUUCUUGAACCUCCCAGCACUGUCGGCUUCCUAAAGCUGUCCCGUCCCUGCUGCUACGUGUUCCCUGGGGGGAGAGGUGAUUCUGCCUUCUUUGCUGUGAAUGGUUUUAAUGUCCUGGUCAAUGGUGGGUCUGAUCCACGUUCCUGCUUUUGGAAACUGGUGAGACAUUUGGACAGAAUUGACUCUAUAUUGCUCACACACAUUGGAGCAGACAACUUGCCUGGAAUAAACAGCCUGCUCUGUAGGAAAACAGCAGAGCAGGAAGAGGAGACAUCAGGUUCUCAGAGCAACGAAGACUGGCAGAGGAACCUAAUAUCCCCAGAAAUUGGGGUUGUGUUCCUCAAUGCUCCAGAAAGACUUAAGACACUCCAAAGUGAUCCCAAGGUCUUGCGUGGUUGUGAUCAGGUUGCGCUAACACUACAGAACUUAGAAAUAUUAUCUAUCAUACCAGAAUCCCUCAGUCGAUCCAGUAGCCCAAGCAUUGAACCAUUGAUCCUCUUUCAGAAGAUGGGUGUUGGUCGCCUUGAGCUUUAUGUUCUAAAUCCAGUCAAAGGUAGUAAAGAACUAGACAUUAUGAUGCAAACAUGGCCCAGCAGUGCCUCUAAUGUUAAAGGAUCAGAGAUCCCUCUACCUUGCCUUGUUUCCAUAUGUGCUCUGUUGGUAUGGCAUCCUGCUAACCCCCAGGAAAAAAUUAUUCGUGUUCUGUUCCCUGGAUGCACUCCACAGGCCAAGAUCUUUGAGGGAAUGGAGAGGUUGAAACAUCUUGACUUCCUCAAACACCCAAUAGUAAGUUUAAAGGACCUUGAGUCAGCUAAAUCUGACAAACCACCAAAGCGUACAGGGAGUCGGGAAAGCCUUAAAUCUGUACCAAAAGACUUGAGACCCCCAAGUGCCUCAUUCCAGAAAGAAAAGGUAGGCAGAGUCGAUACUAAAAAGCAAGACACUAAGGUUAAGCCCAGAUCCUUUAAUGAAACUAGCCUAAAAGAGGGCAAAGAAAUGGAAGAUAGACUAAAGCCAAUAGAUGAUGUGAAACCAAAAACUUCUAAACCUGAAAAGCAAAUGGUUAAAAAAGAGCCCAUAAAAGAGGAGAAGAAAGAAACUAAAAUGAAAGAGGAAAGAACCUCAACAAGUGUUGCUAAGAAAGAUGAAAAUGUUGACAAAAAGAAGGAGAGUUUAAGGAAAGACAUGGGUACUAAACCUAAGAAAGAUGUUAAACCUGAAAUAAAGAAGGAAACUAAGAAGGAGGUCAAACAAGAGGAGAAAAAAACAGCCACUAAACCUCAUAUAAAAGAUGUAAAGAAAGCUGCUGGAGCUGUUUCAGCACCUGCUAACAUGAGAAAGUCUGGAAAGAACGACUCUUUAAAGAAGGGCUCAACAGCCCCUAAAAAAGACAGUUUACCAAAAGGCAUGAAGUCAAAGCCAGGGGUCAAGGAGGAAGAAAAUGUGAAAUUAGGAGAUGUGAAUAGUUCAAAGAUGUCCACACCAGAGAAUAUAAAUGCAGACUCUGAUAAGGUGAAGCUGGAAAACCAUAAUCGCGUGCAGGAUGGAAGCAUGGAGGAAGCUGCCAAAGAUGAUCAAGUGCCGAAUGGAUCUAACACUGGAACAGACUUAUCAGAAAGUCCAGAGAAAUUUCGAUGUAUGGAAACACUUCCUUGUACAAACUCUGCUUUUGGUACUGUUUCACCGCUUGCAAAGACUCCAAAAAGUGAGAAGAGUGUCAAUUUUGAUCUCACACCAACAGAACACAGAUUGCUUGAUGGAGCUCUUAAAGAUAACCUUUUGAAAAUUGAGCCAGAAGAUGGAUGUUUAAGCUGUGAUGACAAAACCCUGGAGAUGCUCUCCCCACCAAACGGUGUAGCCCACACCCCAUUGCAUCAGUCUCCUGAGGACGAUCCUCUGGGCUCUGGCAAGGACAAGGUGCCCCAUUUAAGUUCUGAAGAUGUUCAUGAGGCAUCCUGCAGAAGUUCUGAGAUGGGUUGCUCAAAAAGUCAUUUAGGAAACAGCUCCACAUGUUCACAAGACAAACAGUCCAGUUUUCUAUCUUUGGGUUCUUUUAAGGACAUGGUGCCUGAUGCCUCAUCUACAGUCACGUCCCUGCCAGCUGAGGUAGGCUCGCCACACUCCACUGAAGUUGAUGAUUCUUUAUCUGUAUCUUUUGAGCAAGUACUCCCGUCUGUCUGUCAGACAGAAGACCAAGCAUAUACCAAUGGACAUUUGUUAGAAAUUGACUCCAAAACUGAUAUGUCAUUACCUUUAAUGACAUCUCAUAAUAGCCACCAAUCUUGCAACAGGGUUGAGAAUCCUGUCUCUGGUCCGCAGGGUCUUUACCCCAAUACCCCACCUCAUGAUGUUGAUUUGUGCUUGGUCUCCCCCUGUGAAUUUAAACAUCACAAGUCCCCUGACAGCCAACAGAGGUUGUCCCCUGCAUCAACCAGCCCUAAUCAUAACCUCUCAGCCAAGAGUGACCUGUCACAAGAGCCUGUCCAUCUGUCCUCCCAGUGCAGUACUAACAAUGAUUGCCACUCCCUGGAAUGCCAAGACAUGACACUGGCCUCCAUAAGUGACUCCAUCCCUCCCACUUCAGACUCUGAUGUGCCACCUGCUUCUGGAGAGUGUCCUUCCAUUAGUGAGGACUUGGAUUCAGAGGACUCGACUGAACUUUUCCCACCCCAUUAUCCACAUGGUCACCCUACUAGUUGCUCAUCAAGCAGGAACUCAACGCAUUCCUCUCCAGAUCCUCCCCCAGCACCAGUCAAGGACCUGCCCCCUUUGCCGCCCCAGCCUGGCGCUUGCAUGGUUGACCCUGAAACUGACACCCAAGGAAAAUCUCUAAAGAAUGUGACUUCAAAACCCAAAAAAACAGCAAGUGUUGGCACACUGAAGCUGGUGUCAAGUGCAAAUAGUGCUGCACAGAUUAGCAAAACAAAGAUAGGUACCCAUGCAACUACCAGCAGUACAAUUCGGGCGACAUCUAGUCUGGACACAAAGCCUGCUACACGAAGUACCAUCAGUAGCACUAAGCCAACAGGAAGUGUGAGACUGUCAUCAGGUCCAGCAGGUAACAAACCGAAUGCUCAGCCAGUUUAUCUGGACCUGGCCUACCUGCCUUCUGGGUGUGCAGCGUCCACUGUUGACGUGGAGUUCUUCCGCCGUGUGCGUUCCUCUUCCUACGUAAUAAGUGGCGAAGAGCCGCACAAGGAGUCAGUCAUGAGACCCAUCCUUGAUUCCCUUUUAGAUGGCAAAGCAGUCUGGCCAGAUGUACAGGUCACCCUGAUUCCCACUUUUGAUUCUCUGACGAUGCAUGACUGGUACCAAGAGACACAUGAAAGACAAAGAGAGUUGGCAGUUACUGUGCUGGGCAGCAACAGUACUGUGGCCAUGCAAGAAGAGACAUUCCCUGCCUGCAAAGUUGAAUUAUGAAGGGAAACAAAAUGUACAAAUUGAAAAGGAAAUGACAAUUCAGUUCCCCAUUACUCACACGAGCACUUGCGCCUGCUUCUACAGCUGUAACGGUUCAGGUCUUUUCUCUUUUCUGAACAUUUUUAGCUUGAUCACCAUUAAUCAGCAUUUAAAUUCUAGCUCAGCUGUGCUCUGUAUAGUAUAUGCUGAUAAAGAGUAGGUGUGUUCUAUGGGAAUUAGGUGUUGACAUGAGUGUAAACUGUAAGUUACAUUUAAUAAAGAUCUACAGGAGUUGCAUAGUAAAUAUAGUGGGUCCUGUGAGUUAAACAAAGUUACAUGUCGUUCAUAUCAUUUUCUUGUACUGAAACAUUGUAAGCAUUCGUUCUUAUGGAAAAGCUAGAAAUACUUUGCGUAGAAAGAAGCAUGGCAAGGUGGGUCAGUGGAUGUCCGCGUCCAGGUUACUUAUUUCAUGCAGUACUGCAGCUUGCAUCGUUUUGCACUGUUGCACAUUUUGCAUUUUGUACACAAGGGGUAAAACAUAGAAUACAUGAAGACUUUAUAAUGGAAAUUGUCUUUGACAGCCUAAAUUUUGUCUGCAAGUGAAGUUUUGUUUGUUUAGAUUCUCUUUUUACUGGAGCACGGCAUGUUUCUUUCCUUUCUUUAACCCUAGCGAUUGAUUUCUCUGUGAAAACAGUUUGUCACUGUGUACAUUACAAGUGAUUUGAAUGGUUGUUUUCAGUGCUUGUGUUUCACUCUUGUUAUGCAGGGUACUCAUGCACCACACACAAGGACCAGUAGUUGGUAUCAAGCUGUUUCCUACGGGCUGCUUUCUUCCCCGUCCAGACCUGGAUUAAGUCUAGACCUGGACCGAUUUCUUGUAUGGAUUAAGUCUAGUCCCAGACUGAUUGCUCGUUAACGGUACGAUCUGUGACUGUAAACCAAUGUGAUUUCCAACCACUUAAUUUAACCUUCAUGGUCAUAGAAUAAUGCUGCUCUUUUUUAAAUUCAUAAACCGGGUUCCUGAUGAAAGCCAAUAGUCCUGAAGGAACUGUGAUGACUUUGUUUACGUUUUAAAAGGAUUAUCACUCUUCUGAAAACUUCAUAGUUUGGUUUAAGAUGGCAGUAAAAUAGUAAAUGUUUCUUUGAGUUCUGAAAGCAUCUAAAGGAAUUUUUCAUGAAUGCAUUUACAACAGAUUAAAACAGUGAUUAAAAAUCAUACUAUGGCUUUAAUUGUGAAUAAUAAUCGAAAAUCAUAGAUUUUUUUGGUGCACACUAAUUGAAGAUAAUGUGGUCCAGGACUAAACUUAAUCUAGAAAACCUAUUAUGAUCAUCUUGAUACUUUUAAAAAAUAAUCCAAAAACAUCAGUAAUACAGUAAAUGGGUAAUUGACAGUUACAAGACAAUCUUACACUUUACAUCCAGAUGUUGCUCUCAAUUAAAGAAUCUUGUGGUCUAACUCCAUCAGAGAAAUACAAAAUAUUCACCGGAUGAAAUGUUUUUCACAGCAUGAAAUUUGCUUCAAUGCCUUGUUUUUCUUCUCCGUUCGGACACAGCUGAGUAAAUGGAGAAAGGCUGUUUUGAAUGAACACCACGGCUUUGUCUGGUCAGUGUAGAACAUGGAGGACUGAGGAAGGAGCUGCAGCUGUGACGCUUCCCUGAAGGGACGGGCAAUUUGAACAAGUCUUCUGUAAUGUGAAUUAUCCUGAGAGCCACAUUAAAAGAGUGUACAAACUGUAAACACUAACCUGCCAAAUAUAAAGACUUUUGUGAUUUGCAAAGGCCAAAGUCUGUUUUUGUUUGUUUGGGGUUUGGUUUAUUUAUUUGGUUUGUUUUUUCUUUGAAGGACAAAGCACUGCUCUCACUUUUUCUUGGAUUUUAUUUUACUUGAAUUAUUCUUGCGAAUUUUUUCUUCAUUGUACCCGUUUUUAACAUUUUAUGUGUAGCAUUACUGUGUGUAUAGCACAUAGCAAAUGUGCUAUAAUUUCUAAAUGGCUCAUGUGGAUGAAAAGAUUUUUGCAGUAAAGCUGACAGUCCAUACUUAAUGUGACCCAUUUUAAUUGGAUAUCUUUGUAUCUUAUAAUUUACCCUUUAUACACAAGUACAGAAUUGGAAAUAUACCCUUUUAAAUAUUUUUGUUUUAAACUGAAUAUAAAACUCCUGAAGUAAAGUUUGUGUUUACAAUC
This is a messenger RNA of Electrophorus electricus (electric eel), 6669 nucleotides long. It is a transcript of the gene map1sa, whose product is annotated as microtubule-associated protein 1Sa. Gene Ontology annotation, molecular function: microtubule binding; actin binding. Gene Ontology annotation, cellular component: microtubule associated complex; cytosol; synapse. Lineage: Eukaryota; Metazoa; Chordata; Actinopteri; Gymnotiformes; Gymnotidae. The record is from RefSeq and is a predicted model, not a curated record. Gene Ontology annotation, biological process: dendrite development; regulation of microtubule depolymerization; axonogenesis.